This is a messenger RNA of Populus euphratica (Euphrates poplar), 967 nucleotides long. RefSeq names its product glycine-rich cell wall structural protein 1-like. NCBI's taxonomy places the organism in Eukaryota, Viridiplantae, Streptophyta, Magnoliopsida, Malpighiales, Salicaceae. The transcript has 2 exons. The record is from RefSeq and is a predicted model, not a curated record. Bases 246 to 815 code for a protein of 189 amino acids.
AAACACCCACUCGGAUUGGUCAGGAGGAGUAGGGCAGGUUUAAGGAUUUCUUUUUCAAACGCGACAGCGUAUGCCUCAACAACUGUCUCAACACGGGUUUCUGGUGAGAAGAUGAUCAAAAUUUAAGACUCUCGAAGACACCCCACCGUCACUUGCACUUACACCACUAUAAACCUUCCUUCAACCCUCCACUUUUGAUCACCAAAGUGUCAUCUUGGAGUAGCUUGCUAUCAGAACUUGGCAAGAUGGCUUCUAAAUUGCUUCUGUUUUUGCUUUUUAGUGCUCUAGUUUGCUCCACCAGUGCUAGGAAACUUGUAGAUGGAAAGGGUUCUUUUCAGGACGAGAAAACUUUGUUUAACUGGCCCAAGUUUGAUGGGGGCCUAGGCAGUGGCGGUGGAGGUGGAGGUGGGUUAGGAGGUGGAGGAGGAUUAGGUGGUGGAACUGGAUUUGGUGGGGGUGCUGGUGGUGGGGCUGGAGGUGGAUUAGGAGGCGGUGCUGGAGGUGGCGGUGGGCUCGGUGGUGGAGGUGGCGGUGGGCUAGGUAGUGGAGCUGGAUUUGGUGGGGGUGCUGGUGGGGGGGCUGGAGGUGGAUUGGGAGGAGGUGCUGGUGGGGGUGGUGGAUUUGGAGGUGGUGGGGGGGGAGGAGUGGGUGGCGGUGCUGGUGGCGGGUUUGGAGGUGGUGCUGGUGCUGGCCUUGGAGGUGGAGCUGGAGGUGGAGGAGGAUUUGGAGGAGGUGGUGGUGGUGGACUUGGUGGAGGAGCUGGUGGUGGGUUUGGCGGCGGCGCUGGCGGCGGGUUUGGUGGCGGAUUUCCUUAAAAGAAUAAAGAUGUUGCUUUUCUUAAUAAUUUACUGUUGUUACUUAUGCGGGUUUGGAGGUGGUUCCAUAUGUUAAGACAACCACUCAAGAUGUAUCUCUGUUAUGUUCUGUAGCUUGUACGUGAAAUAUUUCUAUCUUCAACUUUAAUCCU